Molecule: messenger RNA, 285 nt
Organism: Exophiala aquamarina CBS 119918
Lineage: Eukaryota; Fungi; Ascomycota; Eurotiomycetes; Chaetothyriales; Herpotrichiellaceae
Exons: 1
Coding region: 1-285 (94 amino acids)
Source: RefSeq, a predicted model, not a curated record
AUGCUGCACUCGAGUGUGCUCCCGCUGCAGGUGUUUAGCGACGCAUGGCAGGGCGCUGCGCGUGUUCUCCAGGCCAAGGAUGGCGAGACAGGCGACUCUGACGCACUCGGACAAUGGCACGUGACCCAGCUGCCAGCGAUAAUCGACACAGAAGCAGAAGAGUGGGACGACUACCGCCUGAAACGAGCCAGCACGCUAGGUGACGUGGAUGGACUGUCGAUGCAUCCGCUCGCGCAUGCGUGGGCGAAAGACCGGCUUAGGAAAGAGCAGCAGCAGACGGCAUAG